Molecule: messenger RNA, 1948 nt
Organism: Dunckerocampus dactyliophorus (ringed pipefish)
Lineage: Eukaryota; Metazoa; Chordata; Actinopteri; Syngnathiformes; Syngnathidae
Gene: fgf7
Product: fibroblast growth factor 7
Exons: 4
Coding region: 570-1178 (202 amino acids)
Biological process (GO): animal organ morphogenesis; positive chemotaxis; regulation of cell migration
Cellular component (GO): cytoplasm
Molecular function (GO): type 2 fibroblast growth factor receptor binding; growth factor activity
Source: RefSeq, a predicted model, not a curated record
GGAGGGUGUUUCUCCUCUGCAUCUCAGCCAGGGACAGCUGAGUGGUUGGGAUCUAAUUGCUCUCAAGUGAGGUCAGCGGGAGGCAUUUAUCUAAGCGACAGUGGAGGGUGCACAGAGUCUCUGUGCCAGAAGCAGGCAGACAUCCAUGGGAACUGAAGCUCUCCUCUCAUGUUUGGACUGCAUUGCUGGACUUAUUUUAGGUGUUUUAAUUCAAAUUUCUGAUGAAGGGAAAUACAUCACUGGCAAGACCUGCCAUCACAUACUGUGGUCUCGGGAAGAUGGAGCAGACAAUGUGUAGCCACACUGAAGACUAGGGAGAACCAUCAGACAAAAAGACAGGCGACGGACUGUUCUCCAACCUCAACGUCACCACACUUCAGAAGCGUUUCCUCCACAACCAGCCCGACUCAAUGUCCCGCAAGGGCUCCAUCCUGCAAGAACAGUGACCCGAGAGGUUUAACUGGAGUGACUGGCGGGUUCAGGGAGUUCGCUUGGGCUGAGGGAUAGCGCACCAAUCUCUUCUCCCAUUUCAGUAUGUUGUUCAUUGAUCCCAACUGCAUUGUACUAUAAUGCACAAAUGGAUGCUGACAUGGAACCUUCCAAAUGUUUUCUCGGGACUCUACCUGCAUGCCAUCUUCCUGUUCAGCAGUGUGUGUGUGGUCUACAGUGACUGCACGCCGGCGCAACUUGCUGCCAUCAUGAACUGUUCUAGACACGAGCGUCACACCAGGAAUUAUGACUAUAUGGAGGGAGGUGAUGUGCGGAUCCGCCAGCUAUUUAGCCGCACCCAGUGGUUCCUGACAAUUGAUGAUGAGGGCAACAUCAAUGGGACUCAAGAUCCGACCAACUGUUACAGCAUCUUAGAGAUCAGGACAGUGUCUGAAGGGGGCGUACUGGCUAUUAAAGGCGUAAAGAGUCAGCAUUACAUCUCCAUGAACAAGGCUGGACAGCUGCAAGGCAAGAGGAUCUACAACGACAACUGCAACUUCAAGGAGGUUUUCCUAGAAAACUACUUCAACGCAUAUUCCUCUACGAAGUGGACUAAAAACGGCAAAGAAAUGUUCAUAGCGCUGUCUCAGAAAGGACGGCCAAUGAGAGGGAAGAAGACGAGGAGGGAGCGCAUAGCAUCACACUUCAUCCCCAUGAAAUGCAAGGAGGAGGAGAGACCGGCGGACUGAGACAGAGGACUCACUAUUUGUAUGAAUUCAGUUACCAAAUAUGUUAAUGGACAAUUAAACGUAUCACCAGCCACACUCCACUCUUCUCAAGACGUACAUUACGUAAAUUAUUAUAAAACACAAUAUAGACAGACCUGGGACACACCUGUAAUCAGGAGUUGGAAUGGCACCAUCAGUUAUAACUGAAUUUUCAUCGAGACAUAAUGGACACGUCAACACUUCAACACUUGGGAUAAACAAAAACUAGAGAUGGAAGGAUGGACAAAAAAUCCCGCAGACACACAAACUAAAACAUUCUGGAUGUCUUCAAAUGGCACAUCAAGCCAGAAGAUCAGAAAGACUUGCUACACAAGCAUUUUAUUAAACCACUAUUCAAUGUUAGUUAUUUUUAUUAAAUAUUAUAUUUCUUUAUAAAAUAGCUUCCUGUAUGUAUUUUCUUAUUUUUUUACAAUCACCUGUAUUACACUCCGUCUGGACCAUAUCCUUUACAAAGAGAAUGUGCUACAUGAGGGGGUCUCACACAAAAGCCACACACACAAAAGGUGGCUAAGUUGAAGCAAGCUGGACUUGCACAACUCAUUUAACACAAAGUAGAGUCAGAAUUAGUAACAUUGACUUGGCAUUUUUACACAAAUGGUUUUGUCUAUCCCUUUUGGACUGUAAAGAUGACCUGCUUAAAUUUUAAAGUUGCUCACUGGCACCUUCUUAUGGGAUUUGGAAAUAAAUACUUGCUGCUGCAAGUGAACACUACUUACUUAUUUAGAUUAUUU